UGUAGGUGUUCAAGCGUUAUGUUCAGAUUGGCCGCGUUGCCUAUGUUUCUUUUGGACCUCAUGCUGGCAAACUGGUAGCCAUCGUUGAUGUCAUUGACCAAAAUCGGGCACUAGUUGAAGGCCCUUGCACUGAUGUGAGGCGACAGUCCAUGCCCUUCAAGUGCAUGCAGCUUACAGACUUUGUGAUCAAGAUCCCACACAGCACUCGUUCCAAGUUUGUAAGAAAAGCUUGGGAGAAGGCUGAGGUCAACAAGAAAUGGACUGAGUCCAGCUGGGCAAAGAAAAUUGAAGCCAGGGAAAAGAGAGCAAAGAUGUCGGACUUUGACCGGUACAAGGUUAUGAAAGCCAAGAGAAUGAGGAACAAGAUAAUCAAGCAUGAAGUAACAAAACUUGUGAAAGCUGCAGCCGCAGCAAAGAAGAAGUAAUUAAGCUGACAAAGUUGAAAUAAAGUUUGUCUUUUUGCUUGUGACAA
Messenger RNA from Polypterus senegalus (gray bichir), 472 nucleotides. It is a transcript of the gene rpl14, whose product is annotated as ribosomal protein L14. Bases 150 to 425 code for a protein of 91 amino acids. Gene Ontology annotation, molecular function: structural constituent of ribosome; RNA binding. NCBI's taxonomy places the organism in Eukaryota, Metazoa, Chordata, Cladistia, Polypteriformes, Polypteridae. The record is from RefSeq and is a predicted model, not a curated record. Gene Ontology annotation, biological process: translation; ribosomal large subunit biogenesis. The transcript is spliced from 5 exons. Gene Ontology annotation, cellular component: cytosolic large ribosomal subunit; ribosome.